Messenger RNA from Penicillium subrubescens, 828 nucleotides. Its product is annotated as exosome non-catalytic core subunit RRP40. The coding region runs from base 1 to 828 and encodes 275 amino acids. Gene Ontology annotation, biological process: CUT catabolic process; exonucleolytic trimming to generate mature 3'-end of 5.8S rRNA from tricistronic rRNA transcript (SSU-rRNA, 5.8S rRNA, LSU-rRNA); TRAMP-dependent tRNA surveillance pathway. Gene Ontology annotation, cellular component: nuclear exosome (RNase complex); cytoplasmic exosome (RNase complex). The transcript has a single exon. The record is from RefSeq and is a predicted model, not a curated record. Gene Ontology annotation, molecular function: RNA binding. NCBI's taxonomy places the organism in Eukaryota, Fungi, Ascomycota, Eurotiomycetes, Eurotiales, Aspergillaceae.
AUGUCCGCACCCCUCAUCCUGCUCCCGGGCGAUGAGGUACCGAGAGAUCAUCUCCCAUCCAACAACUCGAAUCCCCUCAAAUUAGGCCCAGGCCUUCGCCUUCUCUCGCGGCCGUCAUCCAAGUCUAAAUCCGCGAAUCAUGUCUUGACGGCGACUCAAGCUGGCCUCGUGACAACCGACGCUAAGCGGAACACCGUCUCACUCCUCUCAUUUUCCAAUCGCCGAUACAUCCCCACUGUCAACGACCUAGUCAUUGCUCAAAUCCACCACUCCAGCAUUGACUACUUCCACUGCAUGGUGACACCACACACAGCGCACGCGCUUCUGGGACAAUUGUCCUUUGAGGGUGCUACAAAGAAGACGAGGCCGAUGCUCAAGCAGGGUGAACUUGUCUAUGCGCGCGUUCUAUCCAUUGGUGUCGGCGCAGGCGCUGAGGUCGAGCUUACCUGUGUCAACCCUGCCACUGGAAAGUCGGAGCCUGGUGGUCUGGGGCCUCUUGUCGGAGGCAUGGUGUUUGACGUGUCCACCGGUAUGGCAGCUCGACUACUUCGAGCUAGCUCAUCCUCGUCCGAGCAGAAUGAUACCAUCGACGGACUUACUGUUGUUUCUGAGCUUGGAAAGAAGCUUGAGAGUCUGGGUGGAUUCGAGCUUGCAGUUGGUCGUAACGGCAAGGUCUGGGUUGAUUGCUCCAAUGCCGGUGACAGUGCGGUCAAAGCCACAAUCGCAAUUGGCCGCUGCCUGCAGACCACCGAUGAGAAGAGCUUGAAUCCUGCGGAUCAGAAGAAGCUUGUCACGAGAAUCCUGCGUGAGAUGAACCUGGCGUCAUAA